AUGGCUACUGCUUCCGAUCUGGGGACUGCGACUAGAUUCAGACGUAUCACGCGCGCCUGUGACUUUUGUCAUCGACGUGGUCUCAAAUGUCGCGCUGCAGCUGAGAGCCCAGCCAAUGGCUGCACUCAAUCUUGUCUGACUUGCGACGAGUACAGACAAGAAUGUACAUGGAAUAGACAGCCGAAGAAGCGAGGCACCAAGUCCCGAAUCGCUACUCAGGCGCAGCAACAAGAUGGUGCCUCUGUUCGCGCUGGGAACGGUCCCUUCAAGACCCUUGAACUGCCUGCAGGAAGCGCCAAUUCAUCAAUCGGAAGCCGCAAGAUCAUCACUGCCCUGUUGGACGCCUACCUUGACAGCAUCCACCCCAUAUUCCCAUUCUUCUGCGAGCGCGAAAUUUGGGUGGGCUGGAGAGACGGCACGUUUCCCGCCGACGCCUCUGAUUACAUGAGUCUCAUGUGCAUGUGCGCUCUCAGCGCCCAGCACGUCGGAAGCGGCGCCCUCUUCAGCGACGAUGUCCCGACCGUGGAGAGCUCUCUUCUCGCGCAGGAUUACCUUGCUGAGGCCGUCCGGCUCGUCCCGCUGGAUUUCAAAGGCCCAUGCAUCAACCAAAUCCGCUCCUAUGGAUACUUGUCGCUCCUUGGAGCCCAGACGGGGAAUUAUGGCAUGGCGCACAAGUACCUCGGCCUCUACCACGGUAUGUGCGCGCACUACAACCUGCACGACGAGUCACAAUGGCCAGCAGGCAUCAGCGAGUGCGAGGUUGAGGUCCGGAGGCGUCUCUGGUGGAUCAUGUACCGUCUCGAGGUGCACACCGCAUGCGUUCAUGGAAGCGUCGUACGCUGCUCCGAAGCCCAGUGUUUCGUUGCCUACCCUUCUGGCCUUCACCACCCUCCAUUCAUUCCAGGGCGAGAUGGAAAUUUCGAAGACUGGUUCAAGGGGUGGAAUGCGACUACCGAUCUCUAUCGUGUCUUGGAGCACGUUAUUACUGAAUUCAGAUCUCGCCGACGACCUCAGUCAUCCAUCCUCGGAGCGGGCCACGCGAAAGCGCCAGCAGUGUCCGUGAAUGAGAAGCUGACGAAGAUUCAAGAGGAAAUUCUACCUCAUUUUGGGUCUGCCUCAUCACGGUCCUCAGAUAGUGGCAGAAACAGAUGCGGGUUUCAGGCGUCCAACAUUCUCUGCACGAUCCAUUUGGCGAGAAUGAUAUCGAUAUCGGGAGAGAGCAAUUUUCACUCGGCAUGCCAGACUGCACACGACAUGGUAGCAAGUGUGAGCACGAUACCGAUCGAGUACAUCCGAGCUAUCGGAUCUCCCCUCUUGCAACAGUUGGCGGGCGUGGGCCACAUGCUAGCAGGCGUCGCGAGCAAACACCAGUUCUCACACGCAGACCGAGAACAGUUCAGGCUGGUUCUCACAUCAAUGAUACAGUUUCUCUCGCAGCUGAGAGCACACAACAGCACCGCGGCAACGGAGGAAUUGAGACUGGCAGCCCACCUCAGCGAGGCAGACAGGAAUUGGUCAUUGGCCAACGCUGAGACUGAGUCAUUGGAUGACGGCGCUACAUACGAUACUCUUGCGUGGCCGGAUCAUCUGCAGAACCUGGUGGAGGAAAUGAGUGACGAUCGACUGUUUUUCUCUAUGCAUCUAGAAAGAAGCCUUGCAUGGCCCUUCGAGCCGCGAGAUGGAGAUGGACCAGAACCUUGA
Clonostachys solani is the source of this 1701-nucleotide messenger RNA. The record is from the annotation of a GenBank genome assembly. NCBI's taxonomy places the organism in Eukaryota, Fungi, Ascomycota, Sordariomycetes, Hypocreales, Bionectriaceae.